This is a messenger RNA of Brassica rapa (field mustard), 726 nucleotides long. RefSeq names its product nucleolar GTP-binding protein 1. The record is from RefSeq and is a predicted model, not a curated record. Lineage: Eukaryota; Viridiplantae; Streptophyta; Magnoliopsida; Brassicales; Brassicaceae.
AUGAAUAAAGCACCUUCAAUGGAUAGAGAUUCAAUGGUGGAGUUGAAGAAGAGAUUCAAGAAGAUGAGCGUGGUUCCAGAUGAAAAUAGUUUUUCUAAUGCCAUCCUCUCUCUCAAGGAACAUCAGAAACCAGCCAUAGUCAUCAAGAAUACCAGUUUCCUUGAUGUCCGUUUUUUCUACUUGAGCAAUCUUAGGCUCGCACGGCUAUGCAUUCAAGCUAAGCUCUCUACGGUUAUCCGAGAGUUUACAAUCAUCAAUGAACCUGCGUGCAUAGACUUUUUCGAGCAUUAUUUCGAUGACUUGGACCUUGCUCUAGCGCAGCUCAAGUAUGCAACUCAACUGCUCAUGAAAAUCGCUACGUAUUUUAUCCAGCUUAUGGAAAAGGAUGAUUGUAAUACACUGGACCGGUGCAAGUACCUGAAAGUGAAUGCUAUUGGGUGUAUGUAUACCGUUGCAAUGAGAUGCCUCCCUAUUUUGGCUUAUGUCGAAAAGGUCAGGCAGCACAUGCUGGCUCAGGACGAUGAUCCCACUCAUGAGAAUGCCCCUCCCUCACACAUUGUCUUGGCUAAGGAAGACUGCACAAUCCCUCACACAUCUGCCUUUGAGGUUGAAAAGGCUGCCGGCUUGGUUGAUCCAGACACUUUGCGUUGGCUUGAAGAGUUGGAAGAGAAACAUGGCUUUAGGAUGCAUGAUGAUUGUGCUCAAGAGCACCCAUUAGCAGCAUGA